AUGUCAGCGCUCAGAGCCGAUGACGUCAGCAGGCGGAUCCUGACCCCGAAUCUGUACCGCACGAGGAUUCUGACCCCGUACCUGUACCACAGAUGGAACCUGGAGACCUCACCGCCAGGGGCUGGCGGCGAGCCGGCCGAAGAGUCCCAGGUCGGCUCGAUCCUCGACUCGCUGGGCACUUGGUUCUCGGGCGUCUCGGACAAACUGUACACGGCCGUCACCAAGAACAUAGGCGAGAACAUCGACCUAGCUACUGUCUCCGAUCGCGUCACCGAGCUCAUCCCGGAGUUCGACUACGCGCCCAACACGGUCAUCAAUAAAAAUGAGGAAGCAGGCUACGAGGUCCGACACUACCCGUCGCAGCGCUGGGCAUGCACGGCCGAGCCAGUCACCGUCGAGCCCGUCGAAGAAGAGGCUGUCCAGUGGAACCGCACCAAGCUCAUGUUCGACCGGCUCUUCAAGUAUUUCUCCGGCGAGAACAGCAGAGACGAGAAGAUCCAGAUGACGCUGCCGCUGACGAACCGGUUCGACGCCUACUCCGAGUACCCCACCUACAACAUGUGCUUCUACAUCCCGAGGGCGCUCCAGAGCAGCCCGCCGACGCCCGACGACCCGAACGUUGAGCUCACUUUGUGGCCGGCCAAGACGUUCGUGGUCCGACGGUUCGGCGGGUUCGUGCUGUACCGACGCGGCUGGGACCGGGCGGCGUUCCUCCUCGAGAAGAUCAGCCGCGAGCAGGGCCUGCAGGGCAUCGACUUCACCAAGUACUACAGCGUCAACUACGACCUCCUGGUGAAGUUCUGGAACCGCAAGAACGAAGUGUGGUUCGAGCUGGCGGCCUGAUGCCGGGCCGGCCGCUCGGCGCCCGGCGAUGGGCCCGCAGCAUGCCCCGACCGGAGAGGCCCGUCCCUGCCGACGCCGGCGCCGCAGACGGCGCGCGCAGGGUGAUCUGCACGUGGAGGGGAGGCGCUGCGCAAGACAGCGCGCGUGUUGGCGUGCCUGGGAACUCUCGGAGGACUUCACGGCAGUGCACCGUUGUUUAUUGUUAUGGUACCUGUCUAACACUUCCCGCCUCAGCCCAAUGACGUCAACUGCGCCACCUCUCUUUGUUCUCGAGAACUGCCAGUGAUAGCAUCACCCGCUCCCGCGUAGCAGGAUAAAUCCGAUGCAGCUAACUUGUCGUUCCAUUUCAAGUUGCGCUGGGCUUCCAGAUAUCCGCAAUCGGUGUAGCUGUUGGUCGAUGCUCGUUUCUGCGCGCAUUAUUUUGUUAUUUAUAUGACCUGUUAUUUUCGGGGUCUUGUUGAUGUUUAGCUUACCUAAACGGUGUUAAUGAUCUUCCCAAUGCUGUGCCUUUUUGAGAUUAAAUGAUACAGCACUGUGA
Molecule: messenger RNA, 1381 nt
Organism: Pollicipes pollicipes
Lineage: Eukaryota; Metazoa; Arthropoda; Thecostraca; Pollicipedomorpha; Pollicipedidae
Product: heme-binding protein 2
Exons: 7
Coding region: 1-843 (280 amino acids)
Source: RefSeq, a predicted model, not a curated record